UACGUCCCCACCCCGAGGGUCACCUCCAUCCUCCCCCGCUUGCCCUACCUGCAGAGCAGCGGCUCUUCCCAGCAAGGCAGCCCCGUCUCCAGCCACUCCAUCUGGACUCAACCCGGAGCCGAAAGCGCUGCUUACAACCCUGGAUCUUCUCACCCUCCCGUGUCACCUCGGUUCUCCUUCUCCGGCAGCACCCCCAUCCCUGCCACCUCUUCCCGAGAAGCGGCGGCGGCUUACAGCAGCUCCUUGAACCUUUCCGCUAACGGGAGGGAGCAGUACAGCAGGGGCUUCGGCACCUCCUAUUCCAGCCCCUACCCGGCUUAUAUGAGCCCCGAAAUGGCCACGACCUGGACUUCCUCGCCCUUUGACAGCCCAAUGCUGCACAACCUGCAGAGCCGAGGGACGCCUGCCGCUGCCCGGCACGCCAACAUCGGUGAGCACAGCCUGGGCUGGGAGAGGGAGGGAGGAUUUCACCCUGUCAUACCGCCAGAUUUUGGUGCAUGA
Molecule: messenger RNA, 501 nt
Organism: Acanthisitta chloris (rifleman)
Lineage: Eukaryota; Metazoa; Chordata; Aves; Passeriformes; Acanthisittidae
Product: transcription factor GATA-4-like
Exons: 1
Biological process (GO): positive regulation of DNA-templated transcription
Cellular component (GO): nucleus
Molecular function (GO): DNA binding; zinc ion binding
Source: RefSeq, a predicted model, not a curated record